Molecule: messenger RNA, 889 nt
Organism: Melanotaenia boesemani (Boeseman's rainbowfish)
Lineage: Eukaryota; Metazoa; Chordata; Actinopteri; Atheriniformes; Melanotaeniidae
Exons: 2
Coding region: 132-740 (202 amino acids)
Source: RefSeq, a predicted model, not a curated record
AGAAUGUGAAAAAACAACUUCCUCUUGUUAGCCUUCAUCAGAUACGAAGAAAGAAAGUGUCAAACAGACUCAGACAGUCUUCAGCUCUGGUUGGGACAGCACAGCUGGACAUUUCUCCUCUUAUUACAGAGAUGGCACACAACAAAAAGAUGCUCCCCUUGUUUCCCUUCAUGCUAAUGUCACUGGUCCUGACAUCAGCUCUGCAAACCCUUGACUCGGAAGAGCAGCUGAAGAACAGUGGGUUUGGUCAGCCUCCUCCCCGUCAUGGCCUUAAACUACUCGUGUGGUAUGUUAGGAACUGUCUGGACAACAACAUGAAGUCUCUGUGUGGUCCCACACAAGGACAAUAUGGAUUUCACGAGUUUAUGAAUCGAGGAUCAAAGCCUCUGCUUCCAGUGAUUAGGGACAAAAAACAAUAUGCAUACUAUACCAUCGGAAACCUCAACGCUCCUCAUGCAAAGGACCUGCCUCCUGAUGUCAGGAGGUACUACAACCGCAGCGACCCUGAAAGCAACAAGGACAGAGUUCUGGUGAGAUACAACAAAAACAACAAACACAUCUAUGAGCUCUAUGCAUCUGCUCAUUAUGCACCUAAAGAGACCUACAUCAUUGGGCCAAAUCUUCUAGCUGCCCUUCGACAGAACUGGAAAUGUGAAGGUCUUCUGAUGCAACUUCAGCAGUUUUUAAAAUGCCAAAGAAUCGUGAUGAAAUCUGAACAUUUUAGAAGAACUCUUGAUUAAUAUUCUCUUCUUUUUUUUUUCGAUGAGCUUAGUUUAGGUUUUCAGUGUAAGUGAGGAAGCGUGUAUAACCUGCAAAUCUGGCUUGUAGAACCUGCUUGUAAAACACAUAAAAUGAUUGAUAUCUGAUCAAUAAAAUAUUUUAAAGUGUG